AUGGCGGCAUCCCACGGCAUGGAUUUCGACCCAGUCAUGGAGGCUGAGGUACCUGAGCCUAGUACUGCUGCUGCAGCAGCUGCAACACAUUCCACAGCCCCUCCAUCACCAAAAAAAAAAGCUUCCAGGAGGGCUGCAUCCAGCAGGAAGCGUAACAUUACCUGGACUCAUAUUGAGUGUCAGGUACUUGUGAAUGAAACGCUUCCUUGCUGGAUGCAGCUGUGUGGCCCCCGCUCCAGGGAGACUAGUCCGCAAUGGAAAUUGCAGAAGUGGGAGGAGAUCUCCAAAAAGGUAGAGGAGAUGUAUCACCAUCGGCGUGACCCGGCUGCCUGUCGUAAAAAAUUCAGCGACAUAAAACGAUCUAUUGUGCGCAAACGCAGACAGCCGGGGCGUGGAGGAAAACGGGUGUCUCUCCUGCCCCAUGAGGCAGACCUUUUAUCGGGGAUAGGGGAGGAUGAGAUCACCCAGCUCCAGGCUCAUCAAGAUCGUAUCAAGGCCCAGCGCCGCCAGAAGCGGAGGGCGGAGGAGCUGGAGUCCUCCUCUUCAUCACCAAGAAAUCGUAUCAAGGCCCAGCGCCGCCAGAAGCGGAGGGCGGAGGAGCUGGAUUCCUCCUCUUCAUCACCAAGAAGUGCCAUCCAGUCAGAGGGGGAGACACAGGAGGAGGAGGCUGAGGCGGCAACGCCCACAUAUCGUAUCAAGGCCCAGCGCCGCCAGAAGCGGAGGGCGGAGGAGCUGGAGUCCUCCUCUUCAUCACCAAGAAGUGCCAUCCAGUCAGAGGGGGAGACACAGGAGGAGGAGGCUGAGGCGGCAACGACCACAUCUACUGAGGCUGAGCAGGAGGUGGAAGAGAUCUGCCCUGGAGAAGCUGCUGGCAGUGCUGGGGAUGCUCAAGAUGGUGUCCAACAGCCAGGCGCGUCAGGUCCAGGGAAUCAAGAUGAAUUAAUCAUUCUUGAUUUACAUGCAGUGGACGAAGACCUGGACGCGUCUGGUUUGGCUCACCAUUCUUCCUCCCCAGCAGUUUCUCCAGCGCAUCAUCUCCAUCACCCUUCAGCAGCAUCCCCCAACCAGGACAUACCCAUUGACGCGGGCGCGUCCUCCACAAUGCAGCAGCCUACUCCAGGACACGCGCACUCUCCAGAGCCAUGCAAGCCUCUGCGGCGCAUUGUGAAGUGCCACUGUCAAGAAAGACAGUUAAGGAGGCUGUCUCACUCCUUGGCCCUCCACAAUCGCCAGCAGAUGCGGCAAUAUAUGGCUCUGGAGAGGUACCAACGGGCAACGAGGAGGAUGGUGUGUGAGAAUAUGAGAGCCAUAAACUCCACACUUGAAUGCAUACUGACCAAGUUGGAAGGAAACCAAAGUUUGUAAUUUUUUUUUUUGUUUUCUUUUUAUACAUGUUUGUUACUUUUCAAUA
Molecule: messenger RNA, 1411 nt
Organism: Rana temporaria (common frog)
Lineage: Eukaryota; Metazoa; Chordata; Amphibia; Anura; Ranidae
Exons: 9
Coding region: 1-1365 (454 amino acids)
Source: RefSeq, a predicted model, not a curated record